AGUUGACCUAUCGAGUCAUCCAUCUUAACUUCACUCAACACCUAUACUUCUUCAUAUACUCAUCUCUACAUGGCUCAGUCUCCUCAGCCCGGCCCUUCGUCCGCUGCUGGAUCUUCCGCUGGUUCGCUCCAGAGAGGAAAGGCUUGUCUCAGCUGCCGUCGUCGUAAGAUGAAAUGCGACGGUGUGCGUCCUGUCUGUGGCCAAUGCAACCGUGCUGGUAAGCCCGACGACUGCGAGUAUACCGAUGGACAAGGUCGUUCGAGGACUCAAAUAUUGGAAGAACGAAUCGCCGUCCUUGAGGCUCGCAUCCAAGAGCUCGAGAACCCCGACGAGGAGGCAUCGUCUAUCAUACUUCAUGACCCUCACUCACCGACACCCUCUAGCCAUUCUCGAACGUCUUCGCACUCCGGUAGUGGUGCUGGGACAUUGCACGCGUUCGAUCCAUGGACUCAGUCCGUCCAAGCAGAAGGUGUGACAGGCCCAUCGCUACAUUCUUUGGCCGGCCCCAAUCCUUCAGAACUAGAGCCCACCCUCGAUCUAGUACCAGAAUUUUUAGAAAUGUUCUUCCGCCACUCGAGCCAGCUCGGAUGGUUCUUGUACGCACCCCGCUUCCGCGCCGGGGCUCAACUCCCUUCGAUUCCACCUAAUCCAAAUCGUCCUAUCCCCUUGCUCCUAUCCACGGUCUGGCUUUGGGCUGCAACAUUGUCUCGACUUUCUACCACGCACGAAUAUUCGGACCGCGAGCUCGGUCUCGCCACCCGCGUCCGCUCGCUCAUCGGCGUUCAGCUCUCAAAUUUAACGCCAAACCAGGUUCUACAGGUCCUACAGGCGAAGGUGCUUUUCGCCUUGUACCUUCUCACCACUGGGCAAUUGUUGGAGGGAAAACAGAUGUGCGAUGAGGCGACGUCGCUGGCCCUCGACUGUGGCCUCCAUAAAAUCAGGUCAGCUCAGCCGCUCAGGACGACUGGCCUGUUGGAGACGGCGAGUGUGAUCUUGCCAGAGCCUUUAGACCAGAUCGAAGAAGGCGAGCGUCUGAACGCUUUUUGGACGGUCUUCUCGAUGGACAGAAGCUGGGCUGUUGUCCUCCGUUCUCCUACCAUCAUCUCCGACGACGAUCUCCUCGGUGCCCAGAUCGAUACCCCAUGGCCUCUCGACAUGGAAACAUACGAAAGGGGACAGAUCUAUCCGAACCUUCGCACAAGCGGGACUCUGCGCAUCUUCCUCAGCGGAUUCAACACAAGCUGGCCUUGGGAAAACCAAUCCAUCCUUGCCCUCACGAGUAAAGCUUCGGCCCUUUUUGAAAGAGCAGGAAGACUAUCCGCCUCCUGGCGUCCUGGCUCUCCCAAUGUCAACGGCUUCUACACCGAAUUCCUCUCCCUCGACCAACGCAUCGAGGACUUCAAAUCGCAACUGGCACCGCUCGCGAAUCUCGACUUCGCGACCGACUUCGACCAGCUUCGCUCGUUACACAUCGUCCAUUGCCUUGCGCACGCGGCGACCAUACAGCUGCACGGGCCGUUUGCGGAUCAGAAUCAGAACUCUAGGGUGAAGUCGUUGGGUGCGGCGAUGGGGAUCGUUCAUGCGAACGCGGAGUCGAGGUCUUAUGACUUCUCAUGCAUGCAUCCGUUGAUGGCGAUGGUGUGGUCUAGCGCGGCUAGGGUAAUCAUUGACGAGAUCGCUGCCCUUGGAGCGUUCAACGUCGGGCAGCCUGUCGUUCAACCUGAACAAGAACUUGAGUUAAGGAACGCCGUGGAGAGGCUGGUCACCUCGAUAUCGAUUUACGCCCCAUGCUGUCCUCUCAUGAACUUCCAGUUGACGAAAGUCCAGCAGGCAUACGCUGGUGUCUAGAUUGGCCAAUAUCACUCGUUCACCUUUGUCAGGCAUCGGGCGGUCACCGAUUGGUUUUGCGCCUAUUCGGCCCACGACACCUUCCCUUAGAGACGUUUAACGUAUGAGCUGCCACACAGUUUUCUUCCAUUGUAUGAUAGGUCCUCUCGUUCUCCCGCUUGUUCUAAUAACACACUGUUGUACUUAUACUACCCAGCUCAUUCACAAAAGCUCACCGUCCUCAUAAUAACACGCUGAUCGUCCUGCUUUCUCG
Messenger RNA from Stereum hirsutum FP-91666 SS1, 2101 nucleotides. RefSeq lists its product as uncharacterized. Gene Ontology annotation, cellular component: nucleus. Bases 70 to 1848 code for a protein of 592 amino acids. Lineage: Eukaryota; Fungi; Basidiomycota; Agaricomycetes; Russulales; Stereaceae. Gene Ontology annotation, biological process: DNA-templated transcription; regulation of DNA-templated transcription. Gene Ontology annotation, molecular function: zinc ion binding; DNA-binding transcription factor activity, RNA polymerase II-specific; DNA binding. The record is from RefSeq and is a predicted model, not a curated record. The transcript has 8 exons.